UGUCAAUUUCACUUGUCAACAUUUUUUCGGGUGUGAAUAAUGACACGCCUUCAUUGCUGCCAAGAAUUACUUGCUUCAAGAGUGGUACGUAAGUAGCGACCGGUUUUACAAAAUGACUCUGGCGCAAUCGCUAUCGAUUUCGUGGAUUUGCACAUGUGUGUUCAUGGUACUCAUUUCAUUAAAGUUGGAAAACAGAGGGCAGUAUCUAUGGUUUGUUGUGUUCAUUCCUCGAUAUAUCAUUUGUUUCAUUGAUAUAGUGUGGCUGAUUGUACGAAUCGUCAAACAUGUUAGAAAUUAUCAGAAUCCACAGGAUGUUAGUAUGAAGCGAAAAGUUUGGUAUAUCCAUGUCUCGGUUUUGGAAAUAUUGUUCGAGAUACUUGUUUGUUUGAGAUUGGAUGGCAUUGCAUCAAUAAAAUUAUAUUUUGCUUUCAUUCCCCUCUGGAUUCUUUUAAUCGGACAAAUGGUCAAUUAUUUUCACUUUCAAAUUCUGGUUGUGAGAACGUGACUAUGAUUCCUUGAGAAUUAUCACAAAAAUUCUCAAUCUUAUAUUCUUAAUUAAUAGCAGGGGUUCAAACCUUCUUGGCAUGUAUUGUCUUGGAACAAGGAAAUGCACUAUUACAGCCAAAUUUAGAUCAAUGAAAUUGUUACUGGUUGCUGUGCUAAUUUAUUUUCAAUGAUAAAACAUUCCUGCUGAUUUUGUUUGUAGAAUGGUUUAAACUAACAAACAUAUACUAAUUCAUACAAAACCUCAUGGACGUGAUGCAGGGCUGUCAUUAAAAUGGUAACCUGAAUGAUUGAAGAUUCUAUUAUUACCAAGAACCUUUUCCAAUUCCAACGGAUAUAAUUACAAACAAAUACAAAUUACAAUGGAAGAAAUGCAGGAUAUUGUGAAAAUAAAAGUGAAUAAAUCAAAUCAUAUUUUUGACAGGGUGUUUUCAUUUACUGAGACAAAGUCUCAGGAGGAAUGUAGCCUGAUGGGUAGAGGGGAUAGACUUUUGAUGAAACACUUGAAGAAAAGAGCGGACAGCAAAUUGAAUUACGACUAUCCAGUUUUAUCCCAUUGUCAUAUUAGCGUGUUUAUGUUAGUUUGCAUAUUUCAUUUGGUGACAAUAGGUUGGGAUUUAGAAUAAACUUUCGAGAUUCGCAUGCAAAUGACUUUUACCAAAUCUGCAGAUGUCCGAUUAGUAGGUUAAUAAAGAAAGAUAUUUUUAAAAAGCGA
Molecule: messenger RNA, 1219 nt
Organism: Styela clava
Lineage: Eukaryota; Metazoa; Chordata; Ascidiacea; Stolidobranchia; Styelidae
Source: RefSeq, a predicted model, not a curated record